GCUAAAUCAACUGCUCCGGGGAAGCCAAAAAAAAAGUGAAAACAGACGCUGCUACUAAUAGCUAUGUGCGCAUAUCAUAUCUGCUUAUAAAGUCUAAUUCCUUUAUUCCUAUCGCAUAUCGCGCUUGCAUCAAUAUUUCUUUCCUGGGUCCGUUGAUAUGCCGAAGCAAAAGACUUUUCUCAAAGAGCUCAAGACAAAGAAGAAGAAAAUAGCACAGCAGGCUCCUGAAACUGCAGAUGAAUUCCUAGCAGCUGGCGUCGAACUAGAAGAAGGGGGAGAGAAAUGGCGCGCCGGAGAUGCUGCCAAAUCAAUGCGCUUCUUCAUGCGUGCCAUCAACAACUACGAUGAAGGCUUACGGAAAUAUCCACAUUCAUUCGACUUGGCUUAUAACAAAGCUCGAGUUCAAUAUGCAAUCACACAGUCUCCUAAACUAGCUUCCCAACUUCCUGCUCCACUCCUUGACCUACUGCAGGUGGCUCUGCAAUCCCACAGGGCGGCCGUUGAGCUGCAGCAAGAUAACGCGGACGCCCUUUUCAACACUGCCCAGGUGCUCACUAGCCUCGCGGAUGAAAUCACCGACUCAAAACACCCGCCUGACGAUCAGAUUGCUCAAGCCAUCAAGUACACUCAAGAGGCCUUAGAGCUUUUCCAGCGCUGUCUUCUCUUGCAGGAACUCCGUUACACGGAAUCAGAAGAGCAAGCCAGGCAACUAGAAGCUCAAGCUUCAUAUGGCGAUAGCCACAAUGAGGAGCAAAUGCAAGAAGAGGACAACUGCGAGGCCGCCCAAGAACCACAGGAACAAUGGGCUGCAAUAGUUGAACCGGUGACAAAGAACACCCUCGUCGACACGGCUGUGGCACAACUUGAGACACUAACAACCCUCUGUAAUCUGCUCGCAUUCCGCCCCGGAACUGGUCUUGCUUGGGUGGAAGAAUAUUCAGGUGGCCAACUAAAAGCCAAGAUCUCUGCCUACGUUGAAAGCUCUGAAAGACACUACGAAGCGUCGCUGGCUUAUGCUAAAUUUACAUGCGCUUUAAGCGAGGUUCUAUAUCGAAGCGAGAGGAUUGAGGUUGAAACUUAUCACAGAGAAAUCGCGCGCGUCUUCGGCUCUGACCUGGAUCUCUCGCGAGAUCCAGACGGUCUCUGCAGUAAAGCAGACGCGCUCACAUCUUUUAACAGCGCAGUUGCCGAUCUGCCUCCUGCCCAUGACCUGGAAGCUUUCAAAAAGUCAUUAACGUUGCGUUGGCAAUCACUUUCCUCUGCCCUUGAAGCUUUGACAGCCGCGUCACGGCUUCCUGACGCAGAAAAUCUGUCUAAAAUCCAUCUUGCGAGGGGUGACGUCGAGAUGUACAGGUGGAGACUCGGCUGUGCUCCCUGGGGCCUCGCAAUGUCGCGGCAAAACGCGCCCACACUGCUUCGCAACGCUCAAACAUACUAUCGAGGAGUAGCAGCUUUGGCGAGACGCGGUGGAAUACCGGACGAUGAAAGAGACGGUGCAUUUAAAGAGGCAUUUGCAGCAGCGUUGGACGGUCAAAAAGGUAAACUGGACAGACUCAAAGCUACCGCAUCGAAAGACCUCUUAAUAGUUGCCGAGGAUAUGGUGGACGAUGGACUGGUAUCUGCAACGGACAUGGAAUCUCUGUUGUCAUGA
Monascus purpureus is the source of this 1651-nucleotide messenger RNA. The record is from the annotation of a GenBank genome assembly. Lineage: Eukaryota; Fungi; Ascomycota; Eurotiomycetes; Eurotiales; Aspergillaceae.